GGCCAACGCUAACGGAUUUUGCUAGCUAACCAGUUAGCCGUCGCGCUAAUUUAAGCUAACGUGGUUAGCAAGGGAGAUACUACCGAUAAAAUAACAUUACAAUAAUCCACAUGUAGUGCUGUGCCACCAUCAUAGUGUCGUCGCCCCUGAGAAGAGCACAGUGGUAUGUAAUAGUUGGUUAAUCACCUGUCAGAUGAUGAUUAUGAUAAGGGCGAUUUGGCGCUGUCUGUUUAGCGAGCUGCACGUAGCGUGUUCAGGUUAAAUGCUGUGUGACUUCCUGAUUUCCCGAGUCUUUAAACAAGGAUGUUUGCGUAGGGCAGGGGAGCUCUUUAUCUACAACACAUAACCAACCGCUUAGCUAUUCUGCAGUCAGUUUCAUUGUGCGGGAUCCAAGUUCAGUGAAAUGAAAUGGUCAUAAACGUGUUGUUACUGUGAUGGAUUUUCCUCCGAUAUCAAAUCAUGGUUUACCAGUUUGUAGCGUCGCCUGUGGAGACGGUGUCUGGGCUGGCCACAACUGUACUGUUGGUCAGCAUCUGCAUUGUGUGGUCGUAAAUGUGACAGACUACAGGAACACAUCCAGCCUCACUAUGGGACAGGACAGGGGGAAGUAUGAUUUUUACAUUGGUUUGGGGUUGGCCAUCAGCUCCAGUAUCUUCAUCGGAGGCAGUUUUAUCCUCAAGAAGAAAGGACUUCUGAGGCUGGCGAGGAAGGGCUCCAUGCGGGCAGGCCAAGGUGGUCAUGCAUAUCUAAAAGAAUGGCUAUGGUGGGCUGGUUUACUAUCAAUGGGAGCUGGGGAAGCAGCCAACUUCGCAGCAUAUGCCUUCGCUCCUGCAACUCUGGUCACCCCACUGGGAGCCCUCAGUGUGCUCGUCAGUGCGGUGCUGUCAUCAUACUUCCUGACAGAGCGGUUAAACCUGCACGGGAAGCUUGGCUGCCUGCUCAGCAUCCUGGGCUCCACCAUCAUGGUAAUUCAUGCUCCUCAAGAGGAAGAGAUCAGCAGCCUUGAGCAUAUGACCAAGAAGCUGGUUGACCCAGGGUUUUUCUUCUUUGCCAUUCUCAUCAUCAUUGUGGCCCUUAUCUUCAUAUUUGUUGUGGGUCCCCGCCAUGGUCAGACCAAUAUCCUCGUCUAUAUCACUAUUUGCUCGGUAAUUGGGGCACUAUCUGUGUCCUGUGUCAAAGGAUUGGGUAUUGCCAUCAAGGACGCCAUCGCCGGGAAAAACGUUGUGAGAAGCCCACUGACAUGGAUCUUGCUUUUGGGUCUGGUGGCCUGUGUGAGCACACAGAUCAACUACUUGAACAAGGCUUUAGACAUAUUCAACACCUCCCUGGUGACUCCCAUCUACUAUGUGUUCUUCACCACAUCUGUGCUCACCUGCUCCGCCAUCCUCUUCAAGGAGUGGGAGCACAUGGACACAGGUGAUGUGAUCGGCACCCUCAGUGGCUUCCUCACAAUCAUUGUGGGUAUAUUCUUGCUCCACGCCUUCAAAGACAUAAGCGUUAGUUUGGCUACUCUUGCUGUGUCCAUGAGGAAGGAAGAGCGGCCCUUUCCCACGGCCAAUGGCACAGGGUCCCACAGCACCUAUGAGCUGCUGCAUAAUGAGUGCAGUGAGGACGUAGAGGACAGAGAAAUGGGCUUGCCUUUUGAUAGCGUCUCUAGAAGAAAUGGAGCAAUGACUUCCUCAUUGGAUCAUUAAAGAACUUUUUUUUUUCUCCCCAGAUGCCUACUGACUGACCAGUCAUGGCAUUGUUAUGGUAUAUCAAAACAGUAAGACAAUCAGCUGUAUGGAGGAAGUGACUUGGACAGACCAGUGGAUUGUAUUUAAUGUUUUAAUUUGCCUUACUCUUAAGAAGAAUAUGACCUGGUCAUACUCAGUUAGAACUUAAUUUCAUUCCUCUGUAGCGUUGUAAAUAUGAGUUUUAUAAGAAAUGUUUUGUCAUAUGUACAUGCAUAUUCAUGCACUGACUUACUUUCUAUAAAUCAAAAAUAUAAGUUUUAAUAUAUAUUCUAUAUGGGGACCUGCUGACAAUGACCACAGUUAAAAGGACAGUCACUAUGAUUUGAGUUUUUCGUGAUACUUGAAAGUAACAAUUUUUGUUGGAGGUCGUUCUGAACUUUUGUAGCGUUUACGUGAAAAGCUCAUGGGAUGAACCAACAGAUUUGUUACAUAUUUAUUGAAUUAAAAAUGAUUAAAACAUUUGAAACACAAGGCACAGUGAAUAAAUGCUUAACACGUA
Scatophagus argus is the source of this 2235-nucleotide messenger RNA. It is a transcript of the gene nipa2, whose product is annotated as NIPA magnesium transporter 2. NCBI's taxonomy places the organism in Eukaryota, Metazoa, Chordata, Actinopteri, Scatophagidae. The record is from RefSeq and is a predicted model, not a curated record. Bases 435 to 1694 code for a protein of 419 amino acids. Gene Ontology annotation, biological process: magnesium ion transport. Gene Ontology annotation, cellular component: membrane. Gene Ontology annotation, molecular function: magnesium ion transmembrane transporter activity. The transcript has 6 exons.